CCUUGGUUAAAACAGACGAAGAGGUCAAUGUAUCAUGCUGUGUCGGACUUUCCUAACAGGAUCAUUAUAAUAUACAUAUUAAAACAAACAUGGCAUCUAACGAAAUCAAGAAAAGAAGAAAAAGGGGGCCUUACAGGAAAGACGAUGUUUCAAAUUUGUCAUUUGAGGAAAAUGCUGCCGUGGAAAAUCUCGAGUUUCGUCUGGAAUAUGAUCAGAACAAUGGUGAUGAUGAUAAUUUAACCCUUAGUCUUGAUGCUGAUGUUUUUAUGGCUCCAGAGACUAUGCAGGACAAACACGAUAAAGAAGAAAAGGCUGAGGAAGUCUCUGAACUACACUUACACAAACAAAAUGAAAACGAAAGAUUUGAAAUGGUCUGUAGUGACUCUAAUGAUGUUACCCGGGACGCUCAUACAAUUGAAUUUCAAGAAGAAGAUGUACUCAAAUCAGAGAGGGCAUCUUGCAAUCCAGAAGAAGAUAUGUCUGACCUGACAUUAAUCCAAUCAGACAAUGAUUUUGAUAAUUUUAUAAGCAUCAAUGAUGAAGAAGAAAUGCAUUUUUAUAGUGAUGAUUCUGACAUUGAAAUAGACAAUACUAUAGGUAAUGAUUCUUCCGAAUAUGGAAAUAUAGAGAAUUCAGAUACUUUUGACGAAGAUAUGGAGCCUUUGUAUCCUGGAUCAUCUGUUACAGUUGGUGCAUUUAUGCUGCUGAUAACUAUUUUUUGCAUGAAGCAUAAUCUUGUUGGAGAUGGCAUUUUACAGCUUCUAAAUAUAAUAGCUUUCAUUCUUCCCCCUGGACAUCAACUUUGUACAAGUCUUCAUGAAUACAAGAAGUAUUUUCAGAAUCUCAAAAAUCCUAUAUGCAAACAUUUUUAUUGCAAUCAUUGUCUUGGAAUUAUCGUAAACGAAAAUGUGCUGGUUUGUCCUUAUCCAGGAUGCAACAAAACAUUAACUAAAGAUAUGAAGAGUUAUUUUAUUGAGAUACCAGUUGAAUCACAAGCACAAAACCUUUUUUCACAACAAGGAUUCUAUAACAAAUUACAGAAUCGUUUUACUAGUUCUGAGACAACUGAUAGUGCCACUUACAAAGACAUAUCAGAUGGAUAUUUAUAUCAAUUAUACACUGAAAAUGAUGGACCCUUAAGUCAGCCAGAAAAUAUUUCCUUUACCUUUAACACUGAUGGUGCUCCAGUCUUUAAAAGUAGUAAAGUUUCUGUUUGGCCAUUAUUUAUGGUAAUCAAUGAACUUCCAUACAAACUACGGAUGAUGAAAGAAAACAUGAUUUUAGCUGGUCUUUGGUUUGGUAACCAAAAGCCAUCCAUGAGCACUUUCCUCUCACCUUUCUUAGAUUCAUUCAAGAAGUUAAACAAUGGCAUUAAUUGUUUCUCUCCAGAGCGAGGAAACUUUAUAAGCAAAGCUUAUUUAUUAUGUGGUACUGCUGACCUACCUGCAAGGUGCAUGUUAUGUAAUGGUGUACAAUACAAUGGAAGUUAUUCAUGUUGGAAAUGUAUGCAGAAAGGUGAGACAGCAAAAAGUGGGAAAGGACAUGCACAUGUUUUUCCCUUCAUUCAAGACAAUCCCAAAGGUCCACAAAGAUGCAGAGAAAAUGUCAUCGAAGAUUCGAGAAAUGCUUUACAAAAUAUGGAAAACAAAUCAAAAGUCAUUGCAGUGAAUGGAAUUAAAGGUCCAUCGUGGCUAACAUUUUUCCCAUUGUUUAAUAUAAUAGAUGGAAUAGCUAUAGAUUAUAUGCACGGUGUAUUGUUAGGUGUAAUGAAAUUAAUGCUAAAAUUAUGGUUUUCCCCACAACUCAAGAACAAGGUUUUCAGUAUUCAUAAUCAUAUUGCUGACGUUGAUAAAAAACUGCAAAGUAUUCGCCCAACAUUGAAUAUAACUCGUUUACCUAGGUCUAUUGAAAAUGAUUUGAAAUACUGGAAAGCUAAUGAAUAUAGAUCAUUUUUAUUGUAUUAUAGCCUUCCUGUCUUACAUGGUACACUUGACAAUACUAGAUUUAAUCAUUUUGCUCUUCUUGUAAAUGCUAUACAUAUUCUAUUAAAGAAUGGUUCAACUAAAAAUGAAAUUAUGAGAGCUGAAUCAUUCUUGAUGGAAUUUAAUUCUUAUUUUGAACAAUUGUAUGAUAUAUGUUAUAUGACUUUAAAUGUUCAUCAGCUUGUCCAUCUGGCAGAUAGUGUUAAAUGUCUAGGACCAUUGUAUACUCAUAGUUGUUUUUCCUUUGAAGAUAAAAAUGGUUACUUGUUAAAAAUGAUUCGUGGAACUCAAAAUAUUGAUAAUCAAAUCAUUACUGGUGUGUCAUUUGUGCAAAAAAUUCCUGAACUAAAGCUAAAAUUCAUUGUAGAGGGAACUGAAUUGGACAAAUUGUACAAGUCAAUUGAAUCCCCAAAUAUCUUAAAAAGAGGGGAAAUGAUAACACAAGGAAUUUAUAUUUUGGGCAGUAUUAAAAUGAGAACACUAACAAAACAUGCAUUAGAUGCAUUAUGUAAAUAUUUGGAUUUUGCACCGCCAAAUGAUUAUUUUGCAACCUUUAGGCGAAUUGAAAUGAAUGAUAACUUAGUUUAUGGUAUGGAAUAUGCAAGAAUGACUAAAAGAGAUAAUUCAGCCAUUAUGUUUAAACACAAUGGAAAAGUAUGUUUUGGAAGAGUGUGCUUUUUUAUAAGACUAGAUUGUAUAGAGCAGAGAGCAAACACAGUUGUAGCAUAUACUGAAUGUUUAAAGUGUGUAAAUUAUUCUGACCAUAGUGGUAUUUUGUCCGUCAAGAAGACUGAAAUAACGCAAUGUGUACCUAUUGCUAACAUUAUUGAGAGUUGUAUGUAUGUAUCACCUGAGGGUUCAAAAACAUCUUAUAUUUGUCGCUUUCCAAAUAGGCUAGAGUCUGACUGAUAUUUAUUUAAAUAAUUUAAUGUACAUAUAUUAAUAUUUUGUAACAUGGCUUCAUCACUAAUUAUCAUGGACAGUUUAUUUUUAUAUUUCUUGUACGUAUGUACAUAAUGUUCAUGUUGGAAAUUAAAAAAAUAUCUUACAUGUAAGACUUUUUGCAUGAUUUUUAAUCAUGACCAUGUAGAUAUUUUUGUUCCAUUGUCUAUUUUUGGCUAAGGCUAAGCUAAGGCAUGAAGCUUAUACCCUCAUUCAUUUGUAGUGUGGAAAGCUCAUAUGAAAGAAUUUAAGAAAAAUACAAAAUGUAUAUGACAAGUUUAUUUUUUUUAUUAUUCAAAUGGCAAUGCAAGUUUUGUAAAGGAGAUCAUGAAGAUGGUCAUGAUGGUUAGUCUCCGAUAUUUGUCAUGUACAAAUGUAACAAUUUCAUUCAAAGUUGUUUUAUCAAAGAUAAUAGAUAAAAUAGAUACAUUGUACAUAUAUAACUAUAAGUAUAAGGUAUAAUAUUUUAUAUUUCUUUUUGUUUGACAAUAGAGAUUGACUGGUGUGAACUAGUAACAUGUAUAAGUUAUACAUAUAUAUAUCCAAACGCUUAGUUGUAAUAGUAAAACUAGUUAUUGUUAUUAUGGAUUUAAAUACAUUAGUUAUAUAUGCACAUGAAAUCCUUAGGUGGUUUAAAGGCUUGGGUUCCGUUAUUUUUUAUACAAAAUGUUUGAGGUUUCAGUUCAUUAAAAGAACUUGCAGUAACUACAAAGUACAGUUUAUUGUCACAUAUACAUGGUUAUGAUGAUUAUGGAUCAUAUAGAGUUGAGUUAAUUUAUAUAGCAUGUACGGUAAUAAUAAUGUUUUGGACAUUUUAUUUUCUUGUAUGCAUGUCAAUUUGAUAAUAAGUGUAAUUCAUUUAUUUUAUAAUAUUAUGUAAUUAAACAUUGUUUGCAAGAGAAAAGAAAUAGUUUAUGCAAGCAACCAAACCUA
Molecule: messenger RNA, 3857 nt
Organism: Mytilus trossulus (common blue mussel)
Lineage: Eukaryota; Metazoa; Mollusca; Bivalvia; Mytilida; Mytilidae
Exons: 2
Coding region: 90-2891 (933 amino acids)
Source: RefSeq, a predicted model, not a curated record